CUGUAGGAGCCUAAACAGCCAUUUUAAAUAAUUCAAACUUUGCAAGCAGAUUGUCUCUUUACAUGUGCACAUACACAUCACUGUGCUAGAUAAACAUUACUAUGGUUGUUGGCUUUGGAGUGUUGUCUUUCAAUUAUUUCUGAACAUUUAAUGAAACAAUGGCAGCAAUACAACUUGGAUUCUUACUUUUUUCAUUUUUUACAUGCAUCAGAAUAGAAGCACAAUAUGUCAUGCAAGAUGCUGAACUGGUGCAUUAUGUAGAUCGCCGAAUUAUCUCAAUGGAGAACCGAUUGAACAAAUGCAAUCAAGAUAUAGCAGAUUAUGUGGAAGAAUUCCAGGAAUUUUCAAAGAGGCUGAUGUCACGUCUAGAAGGACUCAACGUUUUAAAGACUGAGCUGAAAAAUGAUGUAAACCAUUUGCUAACAAGAGUGGAAAGAGCUCAAAGAGACAUUUACUACUUUGAAUCUGCAAAGGAGUCACCCAGCCCAUGCGUGGACGUUGAUGAAGACCUUUUGGAGCAGCAGUUAACUGAAGAACAAGAGUCUAAAAAAAAAGUCAAACUCAUGCUGAAUGCAAGUUGCAACUACAUGAUUACAGGCUUCAAAUCCCUAAAGGUAGUCAAGAAGUCUGGAGAUGCAAAUGGCUCAUGGCUGAAAGACCCUGGCAAGAAUUACCAAAAGAUUUACUUCUUAACUGGAACAAAGAAUAAAAUUGUUAUGGAGUUUGCAAAUAUUCGGGCUUUUGCUGAAAGUGGUAACAAACAUCUGGCUCGCAGAGUUGCACUACCAUUUCCCUGGCAAGGAACAGGCCAUGCUAUAUAUAAUGGCUUUCUGUUUUAUCAUAGAUACGGCUCCUUAAAUGAGAUAAUUAAGUUUGAUAUUCAGAACAGAAAUGCAACUGAUCAGAUGCUGUUGUCAGGUGCUGGAGAGAUACCUGCCUAUGAACUUCACCCUUCUACUAAAAUAGACUUCGCUGUGGAUGAAUUAGGAUUAUGGGCAAUCCAUGCAGAACCAGAUAUUGCUAGAAAGCUUGUGAUUACUAAAAUCAACCAUGAAACCAUGACUGUGGAAUAUACAUGGGAUACAACCUGCAGAAGCCAGAAUGCAGAAGCUGCUUUCAUGAUGUGUGGUGUUCUCUAUGUUGUAUACAAUUCACCAGGAGGUGCCUCUCAAAUAGAAUGUAUCUAUGACACCUUAGAUGUCAUCAGUCCAUAUGAAAACCCAGUAAUCCGUUUUCCCAAACGCCAGUCAAGUCACUCUAUGGUUCAUUAUUAUCCCAGAGACAAGCAGCUCUUUGCCUGGGAUGAUGGCUCCCAGGUCAUUUACAAGCUCCUGACAAGACAAAAAAGUUAAAAUAGAACAGAAUGCCCUCCACCUCAACCUAAAUAUUUGCAAUGAGCUUCAGGCAUUAACAGAUUUCUUAUUCUUCUUCCCCUCCCUCCUCUUCUCCCUUUCCUUUUUCCUUCUUCCCACAGUUUAUGGGGUGGUUGAUAAUUUGUUCUAUCUUUUAAAAAGCUGUCUCAGGCCUAUCUGAGAUCUGAGGGUGCUGUUGGAUUCAAGAAAUGGCUACUUACUUCAUGUAGUAAGUACUUUUGAAUGUAGUGCGCCUUGGAUUACUUCACUUCAGGAGGCAAGUGGCCAUUUAUUGGUCAGGAAAAUGGGAGUGCCUUCAGAGAAAAAUGAGGAGUGGGAAAGAAACAAGAUAGAGCAGCAUCAUUCUUUUUCACCUCUAGGAGUCUGGAGAAAAUAAAAGAAAGAAUACAUGCACUUUUAUUCAAUUGUAUAAUAUAUGCUGCUUGAUUUUGAAGCAUCCUUUACAUCUCUUUCUGUUUUCUUCUCUGUUUAUUUUCCUCUCAUCCUCAUCUAGAAUUUCUCCUGCUUUUCCCAGAGUACUUCAACUGAACCAAUUCUCUUUUGUAAUUUCAUUCUCUCCCCUUCCACAUACUUAUUGUCUCAAAUUUCUUCCUUGCUUUCCUUUUGCUUGGGAAAAAUAUUUGCAGUAGCAUGAUGUGUAUAUUUGUGUUAGUAUUCUUGACAGAGGGAAUCUAACCCGAGCAAGGAUAAGUGAGUAAGUGAAUUUAUGACUUUAUUGGAAAAAGAGGACCAUUUUAGGAAAUACAUGGUGGGGAUGGGGAAAACCUAAUACCUAGCUCAAUACACCAUGCAGAGAAAGGAAGCAACCUGAGAUCAACGAACUCAGAGGCAAACAUCAGACAGAGUGAGAGACGCAUCCUUCGCUCUCUUCCAUUCUAGCACUGAAGAUGUUACCUAGCCGGGUAAUGAAACAUUUGCAAGAAAACAACCAAGCUCAGAGAACCCCAGGGACUCCACCUUCACUCUCUAGAUGCAUCCCAUCUCCUCUUGUGCUCAGUAGAUUAUGAGACACUGAAGAGUCGGUCUCACUUCCAAUGAAACAGUAUGCUUUUCCCAAUAAAAGAUUUUCUGGCUAUGCCCAAUUAUUUUCAAGUAAAACUUGAAGGUUAUGCCUGAGACCUUGGAGACCCAAAAAGCAUAGAUAAUGUUGAGGAAGAUGGUUCAGCGCGUCUCUAUCUUUCUUGCAUUUCCUCUCUUUUCCAUUGUUGGAAGAUCUGUCCUCCAAGCCAGGAACUACAUUUAGAAUGUGAGAUAGCAACCAAGUUUGGUCCUGUUCCCUUGCCUUCUUACCAUGGUAAAGCUACCUUAUUCAUUGUGUGUGUGUGUGUGUGUGUGUGUGUAGAGCACCCUAAGGUAUACAAUCCUCUUUACUGUCUAUAUUUAUGAAUACUGUAGAAUAAUAUUAAUCCAUGCCAAUGAUUACUAUGAAUAAUUUUCACAAUUGCAUACGAAACAAAAAUGAAAACAAAAUAUCAUCACUGUACAUCUUAGCAGAGUCACAAAGCUGUCCUGCACAUAUAGAAUGGGAAUGUGCUAUUUUUAGUAGGGCUGAAAACAGAAAGUCAGUUGGAAGAAAAGAAAGUUCCAGAUGUGCAGAAAGAAAGGGAAGUACCAUUUGACACAUCUGAUACUUCUGGACACAGGUGAUUCUCUUUGGAUAACUUCAUCUAUAUGCUAUAAAUGAGAGAAUCCCAUGUAAAUGCUUAAGCGCUCACUAGGUUAGAACUCGGUAUAAAAUCCUGAUUACUCUUGUGCUGCUGACUUUUUUUUUAAAUGGAGUACAGCUAGUAGCUCUAUGUUUUACAGGAGGAUGUAUUAUAUCUGUUACCAAACAACCUACUGGCACUUGGAAAGACCUCUGAUUUAAGAGGAAGUAUGCAAUCUCCAUCAAGUCAUUUAAAAGUCAAUGGUACAGGAAUUGGGAGUGGAUGACAGAUUUUGUCCUUCCAACUUUGAAUUCUGUAGAUUGAUUCCUUCCUUCCUUCCUUCCUUCCUUCCUUCCUUCCUUCCUUCCUUCCUUCCUUCCUUCCUUCCUUCCUGUUUCUGUUAAAAACAGUUUCCAUUGUGUGGAAGCCUUUGGCAGUGAUGCAACUUCUAUGUAAUCAAAAUGAAUAAUGUAGCAGUUAUUAAUAAAUGCU
Molecule: messenger RNA, 3511 nt
Organism: Python bivittatus (Burmese python)
Lineage: Eukaryota; Metazoa; Chordata; Lepidosauria; Squamata; Pythonidae
Gene: OLFML1
Product: olfactomedin like 1
Biological process (GO): signal transduction
Source: RefSeq, a predicted model, not a curated record